This is a messenger RNA of Phascolarctos cinereus (koala), 2546 nucleotides long. Its product is annotated as ectonucleoside triphosphate diphosphohydrolase 8-like. The record is from RefSeq and is a predicted model, not a curated record. Gene Ontology annotation, cellular component: plasma membrane. Lineage: Eukaryota; Metazoa; Chordata; Mammalia; Diprotodontia; Phascolarctidae. Gene Ontology annotation, molecular function: UDP phosphatase activity; GDP phosphatase activity; ribonucleoside triphosphate phosphatase activity. Gene Ontology annotation, biological process: nucleoside diphosphate catabolic process.
GCUGACAGUGAUUAUGUCUGUGAGUUGAAUAGAGUGAGAUGAAAGGCCCAGGUAGGCAGAUUUCUUUGCUUUGUGUGACGCUACAACUGUCAGGCAGCCUAUACCCAGACCAGAGAUUAUCAUUUAGGGUAAAGCCUUCUCCCCUGACUUUGGGAAUACCUGUGUUAUAUGUGAUGUAAAUGUUUGUCAUAUCGCAUCCUGUGCUAAUAACUUCGGGGCAGGGGGCAGUGCUGGUUAUGGGAAGGAGCAAUCAGGCCUUGGGGCAUCCCUGAGACAAAGGCCUCCCUCAUUCACCUGCAACGUUUGCCUGGUAUAGAGGUGAGGAAGACGCUGAGGCUACAAGAUGAGAUAUUUCUGGAGUGGGAGCUAAAGAAGGAAGAAUUGGUCACUGAGAAGAUGAGGGUCUGUAUAGAAUGGUUCAGGCUGGGGAUUCCAGGCUGGGGGAGAGUCUGGGCUCACUGGCUCCUCCCUACAGCUCCAGAAUCUGCAGCUGCUGAACCAAUGGGGCUGGAUAUGAAGGGCUGGGUGCUCCCCAUUACACUGGUCCACUGCACAGCUAUUACUCUGGUGCUGACCCUCCUGGCCACUAACACCACCCUUCCCCCAGGAACCAAGUUCGGUCUCGUGUUUGAUGCUGGCUCCUCGCACACAUCCCUCUUCGUGUACCAGUGGCCUGGGGACAAAGAGAAUGACACAGGCGUGGUCAGCCAGACUAUGGCUUGUGAUGUGCAGGGCGAUGGCAUCUCCAGCUAUGCUCGCAACCCUGAAGCUGCGGGAAUGUCCCUGCGGCCAUGUUUAGAUAAAGCAGUGAAGCUAAUCCCAGCCGCACAACUGGCUCAGACACCCGUGUACUUGGGCGCGACAGCGGGAAUGAGAAUCCUCAGUCUGCAGGACCCAAAAGCUGCUGAUGGGGUCCUGGGUGAGGUGGGCAAGACCAUCCAGGAGUACCCCAUGGACUUCCGAGGGGCUUGGAUCAUCUCUGGUGCUGAGGAGGGAGCCUAUGGUUGGAUCACCAUCAAUUACCUCUUAGAUACAUUCACCAAGUAUUCAGUCAAGAAUGGAGGCUGGAUCCGCCCUCCAGCAACCAAGGUGCUUGGGGCCCUGGACCUGGGAGGAGCUUCAACCCAGAUCAGCUUCCUCCCCAGCGGAUCCAUUGCAGACCCAAGCACUGCCUCCCAUUUCCAUCUGUAUGGCUUCAGCUACACCAUCUAUACACAUAGCUACCUGUGCUAUGGGCAGGCCCAGGCGCAGAAGCAGGUGAUCCUGAAGUUGAGCCAGGAGUCCCAGGCUACCCCUGGCCAGGUCGAGCAUCCCUGUUACCACAAGGGCUUUAAGAAUAAAGUGAUGGCACAGUCUAUCUAUGACAGCCCCUGCACAGCCUACCUGCAGCCACAUGGUUUCAACCUGAACCAAGAGAUGACACUGGUGGGCACGGGCAAUGUCACCAAGUACCAGCAAGCCAUCAGAGCCAUCUUCAAUUUUACUGCCUGUGGCCCCCAUCGUCCCUGCGCCUUCAAUGGCACCUACCAGCCUGACACGAGUGGCCAGUUCUUUGCUUUCUCUGCCUUCUUCUAUACCUUCAACUUCCUCAACAUCACCUCAGGCCAGUCUCUAUUUAAGGUCAUGGAUACCAUUGAGCAGUACUGUGGCUGGAGUUGGACAAAUGUGAGCUCAAGGAUGACUGAAAGUUACCCCAAACACAACUUGUACUGGCUUCGAGAUUACUGUGCUAAUGCCAACUAUAUCCUUGUACUCCUCCUGGAAGGCUACAAGUUCUCUGACAAGAGCUGGACCUCCAUCAGGUUCCAACAGAAAGCUUCAGGGGCAGACAUCGGCUGGACCCUUGGAUACACGCUGAACCUAACCAACAUCAUUCCGGUUGAGGCACCAGAGUGUGUUCGUACCCAGAAGGAGGGACCCUGGGUUGCCUCCAUCAUCUUCCUUGUACUUACUCUGGUUACAGCCCUGGUCCUGCUGCUGGCAUACUUCCUCUGAGGGGAUUCUUCUUGUUUUGGAGGAAGGCCCACCCCCAGGCCCUUGCCCUGUCCCUCUCUUUCUGCCUCUGGCUCAAGGAAGGGUCAUUUUCAGCCCCUGACCCUGGAGGCCAAGGUGGCUGUUGGAUAUGGGCAAGGAAGUGACCCAUGACUGCUCCAUGUUUCUUAUCACCCUACUCCCCAUGUGUCUCAUACCCUCUGUAUCUCACAUGCCCCGAGUCUUUCUCUGUCCUUUUGUGUACCAUAUUCUACCCCACACGUUGUUCUCUAGUCACCUCAUUUUUCCCAUCAUUGUCAAUCUGCUUCAUUCCCAAAGAUCCCCUCCACCAUCCUCCCCUUCUAUUUAUUAGGAGGAGAAAGGUUAGGGGCUCUAAUGUAAUCAUGAGCUGGCUUCCUCUGGGGCAGACAGGGAACUUCAGGCGGUAUAUACAUGUGCAAACACAUGCAUGGACCCAAUGGCAAUGAUUUAAAUACCUCCACCCUUAUGCACACUGAGGGCUCAGCACCCCUGUUUGGAAAUCUUAAUUAAAGUCAGGCUUGUUCCAGUCUGUA